AUGCAGUCGAGCGCCGGCGUGAGCGUGCUGCCUGCAUCCGCCGGGCUUGCGGGGGCAGGAUGCGGGAGGAGGGCGCGUUGCGGGGCGCCACGGGUGGUGGAGCGCAGGGUGCGAGUAGCGUCGGUGAGCGACGAGCGGAGGUGGCAGAAGUAUUUGGUGAACCAGUCGCGCCGGCAGAUUGAGCAGCGGUUCGUUGAGCAGUGGGUCGAGGACUCGGGGAAGCUGGAGCGAAGCCGCAAGAGCACGCUUUUCGCGACCAUCUGGUUCGUUCCGAUGUACUUCAAGUACCACGUUAUCCCGGAGCCGGUCCGGUACCUCUGGUCGUUCGUCUGGGCGGCUCUGCUGCGCGCCGUCGCCUUCGCCCGGGCGCGCGUCAUCUUGAAACGGCACAACAUGUGGCCGCGAGGGCAGGCCGCGAAGCAGAAGAAGGCUGCUGUCGCGCGAGCGAUCAAGGCCGGCGACCCCACCCCAGGGCGGGCCGCCCAGAUGUCGCCCCUCAGCCCCGACGCAGCGCGCGCCAUUGCUGCCGUGAUGCGGGAGUGGCGGGAGCCGCCCGCGCAGCUGCAGCGCAUCAAGAAACGCUACCACGAGCUCCUGGGCUUCGAGGGCGGUCAGGUCACCAAGAGCCCCGACGAGGUCGACCCGCGCUGGAGGCACAUGGUCGAGGGCGCGUGA
Molecule: messenger RNA, 675 nt
Organism: Pedinophyceae sp. YPF-701
Lineage: Eukaryota; Viridiplantae; Chlorophyta; Pedinophyceae
Source: the annotation of a GenBank genome assembly